Messenger RNA from Lentinula edodes (shiitake mushroom), 1085 nucleotides. RefSeq lists its product as uncharacterized. Bases 210 to 1085 code for a protein of 291 amino acids. NCBI's taxonomy places the organism in Eukaryota, Fungi, Basidiomycota, Agaricomycetes, Agaricales, Omphalotaceae. The transcript has 6 exons. The record is from RefSeq and is a predicted model, not a curated record.
AAGGUCUUGGCCUGUGAUAACAAUGUAUGGUACCUUCAGAGCGCCUUGUGGUCGUGGUGUUUAUAAAGAUCUCUCAUCAGCAUCGCCACUAUCUAGAACGAUAAGCAACUCUCUUUGCACUUUGAACAUCGCCUGGUGCAAUUCUAGAUAGAGAGUAGGAGCUGGUCUCUACUUAUCCUUCCUUCAAUCGCAAUUUUCUCUUCUUUACAAUGUUUACUUGGUAUUCUCACUCCCCUACUUCUGUUCUCAAGUUGAUCUUGCUAGCGACUGUAUUUGGAGUUUGCUCUGCAUCCCAUUCAUCCUCUAACCAAAUCACUUCCCGUGCUGGUCAGCCUCAAGCUCUGUCUGGCCGCAAGUCACCGGAUCAAGUAGUAUUUGGGUACAUUUACACCAUUCCAAAUAGUAAUGCGAACGACCUAAAGCAUCGAUAUAUCAGGACAACCCCGACGUCUCGAGUAGAGUCGGCGCCUUCCGACUCUCUCUCCGAUCACUCCACGCAUACAGCUACGUUAGAAGAUGCAAACUCCGCAGGCGCACCCCCUGUCAUAGAGGCUAAUCCUCGUCAAGAUGAGGCUGCGUUUGCGGCAGUCCAAAGACUUGAAGCCUUGAUGGGGACGGGCUCAUAUCAGUGCUAUUUUCCCGGCCCUAAUUACUACAAUGCGUUUGUUCCUCAGAACUAUUGUCAGGGCAAAUCCAGCGUAUCCAAAACGCAGCUAAAAGACGUCGACUUUGCCUACCUCCCUAAGACGGUCGAUGCUAAAAACACUACAAUCGAGGAUCAUAUUGCGCGCUUCUUGGGUAAGAAACCCCCGUCCAUUCAUGUGAAGGCGAACAAGACGGACAAGGCGACCAAGAUCAGGAAUUAUUUGUCCAACAUCAUAAUCGUUGCUCAGUUAUUUGACGACAGAUAUGCUUUUCUCGUUCCGAGUACGAUUUCCAAUAAUGUUUUACAUAUACAAACUGAAGCAAACAGUCACGACAUGCCAGCUGCCACUUGGGAGACCUGGAAGAAGAUCAAGAGCAAAGUGUCGAAAGGCAUGCCUACGAAAUUUGUAUACGCAGAUAUGAAGAUCGGCACCUUGUAA